Messenger RNA from Suillus discolor, 1599 nucleotides. RefSeq names its product amino acid permease. The record is from RefSeq and is a predicted model, not a curated record. Gene Ontology annotation, biological process: amino acid transmembrane transport. The transcript is spliced from 11 exons. Gene Ontology annotation, cellular component: membrane. Gene Ontology annotation, molecular function: amino acid transmembrane transporter activity. Bases 1 to 1599 code for a protein of 532 amino acids. NCBI's taxonomy places the organism in Eukaryota, Fungi, Basidiomycota, Agaricomycetes, Boletales, Suillaceae.
AUGUCCAACACGAAACAGCUCGGCAGCCUUGCACUAUUUGCAUCGGUCAAUACACCGAUCUACGCUUUCUUCCGCAAUCCACUAGUACACGCCUCAAACCGUUUUCGGAAUGCAAUCAUCGGAGGCGUUGUUAGUACGGGAUUAUUUCUAGGCACUGCGACGGGAUUGACGGAGGGUGGUCCUGUGGGACUUCUACUCGGAUAUAUUUUCAUGGGGACGAUGUGCUACUGCGUUUUGAUAACCGUCGGGGAAAUGAUUACUCUCCUUCCCAUUUCAGGCGGUCACGUCAGACUUGCGGAAAGAUUUGUCGAUCCAGCCUUCUCUUUUGCGAUGGGUUGGAAUUGCUGGUACUGUUGGACGUUAUCGGCCGCUGCUACUCUCGUUAAGUAUUGGAAUAUCGAAGUUAACAGUGCGGUGUGGAUCACCAUGUGUCUGGUAGUUGCUGUUGGAAUCAAUCUUUUCGGCGUUGGGACCUACGGAGAAAUGGAAUUUAUUUUCGCGUCCAUCAAAGUCGUCACGAUAACAGGGCUCCUCGUCCUUGGUAUUGUGCUUGACCUCGGAGGUGGCCCAAGUCAUGAUCAUAUUGGGUUCCGGUACUGGAAGAAUCCCGGACCGUUUGUACAGUUCGAUGGGAUAGCUGGAGCUAAAGGGCAGUUUCUAGGAUUCAUUCGUGUACUCAUCCAGGCUGCCUUUUCUUUCAUUGGAACCGAGGUUGUCACUAUAGCAGCCGCAGAAGCGAAGAACCCUCGAUACACCAUGCCACGAGCGAUACGGACAGUAUACAUCCGAAUUUUCCUAUUUUACGUCGGGAGCAUCUUCGUCAUCGGGUUGCUUGUCCCUUCCAACAACCCUCUUUUGAAUCUUAACUCUUCCGAUGCCUCGUCAUCUCCGUUUGUGAUCGCUAUCAAUCAGGCUGGGAUUAGAUAUCUGCCUUCAAUUUUGAACGCAGUUAUCCUAACUUCUGCUUGGUCCGCCUCUUCAAGCGACUUAUAUUUAUCAUCGAGGGGAUUAUAUGGCCUUGCUGCUACUGGCAAUGCUCCCAAGUUUUUCUUGCGCACGUCACGUUCAGGCCAUCCAUAUGUGGCCGUCAUUUUUUGCUCCUUGUUUUCCCUUUUGUCAUACAUGGUUGUGAACACCAGCUCCGGCAUCGUUUUUACCUGGUUUGCGGACAUGACUGCCACCGCAGGACUCUUAACGUGGUUUUGUGUUGGGGUGACCCACGUCAGGUUCCACCAGGGAUUAUUGGCGCAAGGGUAUGACAGGAAACGUUUACCAUAUGCCUCGAGACUCCAGCCAUAUGCAUCGUGGUGGGUGAUUGCUUCGUCGCUGGCAACUCUCCUGUUCAGCGGAUGGCAAGUCUUUUUGAAAGCGAAUUGGUCUCACAUGGCGUUCGUGACAGCCUAUUUGCCUAUCGUACUAUUUUCAGUAUUGUAUGCAUCUGCGAAAUUUGUGAUGCGGGUGCCCCUGGUGAAACCGAGCGAGAUGGAUUUCAAGUCCGGGACAGAGAAUUUAGAUGUCGAGGGAUCUAAAGAACCCUCGCCGAAAAAUUGGAAGGAGGCGAUUUGGAUGAACUUGGUGUGUGUUCUUUUUCCCAUCUGA